Messenger RNA from Agelaius phoeniceus (red-winged blackbird), 3639 nucleotides. NCBI's taxonomy places the organism in Eukaryota, Metazoa, Chordata, Aves, Passeriformes, Icteridae. The record is from RefSeq and is a predicted model, not a curated record.
GCUCGGCACCGAGCCCCAGCCCGGGAGCCGCCGCGGAGCGGAGCCCGCCCGGCGCUCUCGCCGCAGCAGCAGCCGUCGUUCCAAGGGAGGAGGCAUUACCCUGGCCGAAGGCACAGCUUUCUCUCCAUGCUUCUCUAGAGGUGCUCAGAUGGGAUUAAAGUCCACAUGGAGAUAUGGAAAUGGACCAGGGAUUUACUCUAAAAAGAUGGUCAGCUGGGAUUCGGGUUGCCUUAUCUGCCUGGUGGUGGUCACCAUGGCUGGACUUUCCCUGGCUCGACCUUCAUUUAAUUUAGUUGUUGAAGACACCACGGUGGAACCCGAAGAGCCGCCAACCAAAUACCAAAUCUCUCAGCCAGAUGUUUACUCAGCACUUCCAGGAGAGACGCUUGAGUUGCGCUGUCAAUUGAGAGACGCCGUCAUGAUCAGUUGGACUAAGGAUGGGCUCCCUUUGGGGCCUGACAAUAGGACAGUGAUUAUUGGGGAGUACUUACAAAUUAAGGAUGCCACAGCCAGAGAUUCGGGCCUCUAUGCUUGCACUGCUGUUAGGACCCUAGACAGUGAUACUCUGUACUUCAUUGUAAAUGUUACAGAUGCUCUUUCCUCUGGGGAUGAUGAAGACGACAAUGAUGGGUCCGAGGACUUUGUGAAUGACAGCAACCAGAUGAGGGCACCUUACUGGACGCACACGGACAAGAUGGAGAAGAGGCUCCACGCCGUGCCGGCCGCCAACACCGUCAAGUUCCGCUGCCCAGCCAUGGGCAACCCAACGCCGACCAUGCGCUGGCUGAAGAACGGGAAGGAGUUCAAGCAGGAGCAUCGCAUUGGUGGCUACAAGGUCCGUAACCAGCACUGGAGCCUCAUCAUGGAGAGCGUGGUGCCGUCGGACAAGGGGAACUACACGUGCAUCGUGGAGAACCAGUACGGCUCCAUCAACCACACCUACCACCUGGACGUGGUUGAGCGCUCCCCGCACCGGCCCAUCCUGCAGGCGGGGCUCCCCGCCAACGCCUCCGCCGUGGUCGGGGGAGAUGUGGAGUUUGUCUGCAAGGUCUACAGCGAUGCCCAGCCCCACAUCCAGUGGAUAAAGCACGUGGAGAAGAAUGGCAGUAAAUACGGGCCAGAUGGGCUCCCUUAUCUCCAGGUUUUAAAGGCUGCCGGUGUUAACACCACGGACAAAGAGAUUGAGGUUCUCUAUAUACGGAAUGUAACUUUUGAGGAUGCUGGGGAGUAUACAUGCUUGGCGGGUAAUUCUAUUGGGAUAUCCUUUCACACUGCAUGGUUGACAGUUCUGCCAGCUCCUGAGAAGGAAAAGGAAUACCCAACCUCUCCAGACUACCUGGAAAUAGCAAUUUACUGCAUAGGGGUGUUCCUGAUAGCCUGCAUGGUGCUGACAGUGAUCAUGUGCCGCAUGAAGAGCACCACCAAGAAGCCGGAUUUCAGCAGCCAGCCCGCCGUCCACAAGCUGACCAAGCGAAUCCCCCUGCGCAGACAGGUAACAGUGUCGGCCGACUCGAGCUCCUCCAUGAACUCCAACACGCCCCUGGUGAGGAUCACCACCCGCCUCUCCUCCACUGCUGAUGCCCCCAUGCUGGCAGGAGUCUCGGAGUAUGAACUGCCAGAAGACCCAAAGUGGGAGUUCCCAAGGGAUAAGCUGACGCUGGGCAAACCCCUGGGAGAAGGUUGCUUUGGCCAAGUGGUCAUGGCUGAAGCAGUGGGGAUUGACAAAGACAGGCCAAAAGAAGCAGUGACCGUGGCAGUGAAGAUGUUGAAAGAUGAUGCCACAGAAAAAGACCUGUCUGACCUGGUGUCAGAGAUGGAGAUGAUGAAGAUGAUUGGGAAGCAUAAAAAUAUCAUCAAUCUUCUUGGAGCCUGUACCCAGGAUGGUCCUUUGUAUGUGAUAGUGGAAUAUGCCUCCAAGGGGAACCUGCGGGAGUACCUGCGAGCGCGCCGCCCGCCCGGCAUGGAGUACUCCUUCGACAUCAACAGGGUGCCCGAGGAGCAGAUGACAUUCAAGGACCUGGUGUCCUGCACCUACCAGCUGGCACGAGGCAUGGAGUACCUGGCUUCCCAAAAAUGCAUCCAUCGAGACUUGGCCGCAAGAAACGUUUUGGUAACGGAAAACAAUGUCAUGAAAAUAGCAGACUUUGGUUUAGCCAGAGACAUCAACAAUAUAGAUUAUUAUAAAAAGACUACUAAUGGACGGCUUCCAGUAAAGUGGAUGGCUCCAGAAGCUCUGUUUGACAGAGUUUACACACAUCAAAGUGAUGUUUGGUCAUUUGGUGUGUUAAUGUGGGAGAUCUUCACCUUAGGAGGGUCACCCUACCCAGGAAUCCCAGUGGAGGAACUUUUUAAGCUGCUUAAAGAAGGGCACCGGAUGGAUAAACCUGCCAACUGCACCAACGAGCUCUAUAUGAUGAUGAGAGAUUGCUGGCAUGCUGUGCCUUCUCACAGACCCACUUUCAAACAGUUGGUGGAGGACUUGGAUCGGAUUCUCACUCUCACAACUAAUGAGGAGUAUCUGGACCUCAGUGGGCCUCUGGAACAGUAUUCACCCAGCUACCCCGACACGAGGAGCUCGUGUUCCUCGGGGGACGACUCCGUGUUCUCCCCAGACCCGAUGCCUUACGAACCUUGUCUCCCCAAGUACCAGCACAUGAACGGGAGUGUGAAAACAUGAAAAGAGGAGCAAAAGAGGCAAGAGCACCAAGCUACCUACCGUAUGCAAAGCUAAAGCUUUCCUCCAGGACCUUCAUGUUUCUGCUUGUACAUAGGAGAUGCGGAGAAAAAAAAUAAAGAGAGAGGAAAAAAGGAAAAAAAAAACAACAAUUUGGAGGAAAUCUACAUAAAGAUUCUCAUCACUUGCAGCUUUCAGGUGUUCCCAAGAAAGAAGAAUGUUUAUGAGCUGUGUCUAGAUACCCAUUGCUAUCAAUUUUCUGGCUUCCUGUGAGCUGCAACAGACUUUGUUUGUACAAUGGACCAGUUGGACUUGAGGCAAACUCUGGGUCUGCCUUUCUUGUUUAUUUUGUAAUAUUUGGAGAAAAUAUAUGUUGGCACACACUUACAGAGCACAAAUGCAGUAUAUAGGUGCUGGAUGUAUGUAAAUAUAUUCAAAAAUAUGUAUAAAUAUAUAUUAUAUAUAUUUACAAUGAAUUAUUUUUUGUAUUGAUUUAAAAAAUGGAUGUCCCAAUCCACCUAGCAAAUUAGUCUCUUUUUUAACAGCUAUUUGCUAAAUGCUGUUCUUACACAGAAUUUCUUAAUUUUCACCAUCCAAAGGUGGAAAAUACUUUGCUUUCAGGGAAAAUGGUAUAUCAUUAAUUUAUUAACUAAUUGGUAAUGUACAAAACAGUUAAUCGUUUAUAGGGUUGUUGUGUUUUUGUAAUUUAAAUGGCAUUUCUAUGCAGGCAGCACAGAGGACUAGUAGAUAUAUUGCUCAGACUUUACUAGUUUUCAGAUCUUUAAGAAAAGAAAUAUUUACAGUAUAUAACUAAUUUGGGGAAAUUAAACUUUUGAUUUAUUUGUGUUUAAAAACUGCAGUGUCAGCUGAUUAUUCUUAUCACAACCAAAUCCUUUAACAAGAAAGUCUUUUUCCUUUAAGGUCCAAAAAGCAGAGUCGUUCCACUCCAAAAUAAAGAAAAUAAA